UGCGAUUUGUUUUUAAUCUGUUUUAAACUUCCCCUCAUACAGCCUGUUGAAAGUUGAAAGAUCUCGUGGUCGUGGUCAUCCUCUAACAAUGCGCGUUGUUUAGAAAAAGAUCUAUUAUGAAAGAAAUAGAUAAUUUAUUUACUAUUAUUUAUUAUUAUUAUUGUUUACUAUUUCUCAUGACUAUAUUUAUACAGAAAACAGAGAAAUUACGUCCACAUUCGUUGACAUUAAACGUCCCUUAAAAAGACAAUGUUUUGAUUGCAGCAAAAGAAAUUUUUUUUAGAAGUUUUACCGAAUUGUAACUAAUUGAGUAACUAACGGCAUUAGACAUUGACUGGAUUAAGUAUAAUUAAGAAGACGCCUAACUGUAUAAGACAAAAAAAGUUUAAUUUCCUUUAUUUUGCUGUUGUUUGUCUUGAAACAUUGUAUAUGGCUGAAUCAGGUUUAUUAUCUCGAUUUCCCCUUUCUGGUAUUCGAGUUCUGGAAUUAGCUGGUCUUGCACCAGCUCCAUUUUGUGGUAUGGUUCUUGCUGAUUUUGGUGCCCAAGUUACCAGAGUAAACAUGGUUGGGGAACAUGUUUCGCGUGAUGUGCUUUCUAGAGGAAAAAAGUCGGUUUCAAUAAAUUUGAAAACUGAAAAUGGAAAAUCCGUGUUUAAAAGGCUGAGUAAGUUAAGUGAUAUACUAAUUGAACCUUUUCGUCCUGGUGUUAUGGAGAGACUAGAAUUAUGUCCUAAAUCUCUUUGUGCAUUGAAUGAAAAAUUAAUAUAUGUUAGAUUAAAUGGUUAUGGAAUGAAUGGACAAUUAGCUUCAAAAGCUGGACAUGAUAUAAAUUUCCUUUCAGUUUCUGGAGUUUUAUCACGAUUAGGACGCAAAGAUGACAAACCUACUCCACCAAUAAAUCUUCUUGGAGACUUUGGAGGAGGUGGCAUGAUCGCUGUUACUGGAAUAUUACUUGCUCUGUUUGAAAGGUCAUUAUCUGGAAAAGGUCAAACAGUCAAUGCAUCAAUUACUGAAGGUACAUCAUAUAUUUCGUCAUUUCUUCAUCGAUCAAAUAAACUUGGAAUUUGGACUGGAAACAGGGGUGAAAAUCUUCUUGACUCUGGGGCUCCUUUUUACGAAACUUACGCUACCAAAGAUGGAAAGUAUAUAUCUGUUGGUGCUAUCGAACCACAGUUUUAUAGAAAUUUUGUUCUAGGUCUAGAAUUAGACGACCUUCUAAACAGUCAAUAUGAUUAUUUAAAUUGGCCUUCUAUGAAAAAACUUAUCGAAGACGUGGUUAAAACAAAAACCCAAAAACAAUGGCUAGAGAUUUUUACUGAAAAAGAUGCAUGUGUUACACCGGUUUUAGAAUUAAACGAGGCAGCUAUGUUUCAGCAUAAUAUUGAUAAUCACUCAUAUAUGAAAAAUGAAGAUGGGUUCGAACCAUGUCCUGCCCCUAAACUCAGUAGGACGCCUGGUAUUAACUUCUGCAGAGCAGAUCCAAAAGUAGGAGAGCAUACUGUAGAGUUUCUUAUGGAGUAUGGAUUUGACUUAUCUGAAGUAGACGAACUUUUAAAAAAUAAAGAUGUUGAACAGCUUUGAAUGAGUUAGUCGAUCACAUGAAUGACGAUGAAGAUUGCCCCACACGAUAUUUGCAUAGUUAAUUUAGCGGUGAGGUAUGGAAUAAUACAUUUGAGUUAAAGUAAGCAUGUUUAAGUAGCUUUUCAAUUUGUAUGAUAUUACAAUAGUUGUCUCCAUGUAUGAUUUUCAUCAAUAUAAAUUCCUAUAAACUGUAUAGAUCUUACUCUUUUUAUUUGAACAUUAUCAAUGAAUAUAAUGAAUAUAGAAUGAAUGAAUGAAUAUAGAAGUAUGGCUUAUAUGAUAUUACUUUUAUUUUUUGGAAAGUUGGUAAAAUUUAGUCCAGUUAUCACUUUUAUUUCAAAGAUCCGUCAUCUACUUCAUCAAGUUCACAACUUUUUUCUAUUUUUUCGUACAAAUUUUUAAAUAUCUCUAUUAUAUAAAGAGAAAACAUAAAUUAACCUUUUUGUGCAAAACUAUAUUUAAUUAUUUCAUGAAUGUUUUGUAUAUAAUUUUAUUAAGUUAGAUCAACCGUAGCAUCAA
Hydra vulgaris (swiftwater hydra) is the source of this 2100-nucleotide messenger RNA. RefSeq names its product alpha-methylacyl-CoA racemase. Gene Ontology annotation, molecular function: catalytic activity. NCBI's taxonomy places the organism in Eukaryota, Metazoa, Cnidaria, Hydrozoa, Anthoathecata, Hydridae. The record is from RefSeq and is a predicted model, not a curated record.